Molecule: messenger RNA, 3254 nt
Organism: Gasterosteus aculeatus aculeatus (three-spined stickleback)
Lineage: Eukaryota; Metazoa; Chordata; Actinopteri; Perciformes; Gasterosteidae
Product: nuclear receptor subfamily 2 group F member 1-B
Biological process (GO): regulation of DNA-templated transcription
Molecular function (GO): zinc ion binding; DNA-binding transcription factor activity; sequence-specific DNA binding
Source: RefSeq, a predicted model, not a curated record
UCUCAGCGACCGGGCGAGCGCGCAGCGUCUGAGUCCGGCGACGCCACCUCCGAGGAAGCCUCUCCGCGCGCGCCGAUCUUGUUUAAAGCUGAACACAGUGGACAGAACGGAUCACACGGUGUGUCUAUGUAUACACAUACGUGUGUGUAUACAUGCAUGUUGGUGGGGACGAUAUUGUAGUCGUGGAUUUUUGGCUCCGCUGUCUCUGUUCCUCCCGCUGUGGAUGUUAAAGUGAUUAUUAUCUCGGGCUGAAUGAAGCUUUUCUUUUUUGCCGAUCUCGACGGCGCCGAAGCGGUUUCUGGGUGACUGCCGGCUCUUUACUUGUGAAGUCGCGCGUUAUAAUUACAUUGUCGUUUCCUCGUGAGCCUCAUUGAUUUUCUUUUUUUUUUCUUUUUUUUUCUUUUUUUUUAGUCGGGCGCAACUUGCAUUUAAUUUUGUCAAACAAUGCUGCGGUUUUCCUGAGCGCGUGUUGGUCAUUCGCGAGGACAAAUAAGAGCGCGUUCGUUUUAGGGGAAAAAAGAGGAAGAGUUGGCCGCGCAAAGUUUUCGGAGACUGUCGACAUGGCCAUGGUGGCGUGGAGAACCGCCGAGGGCGUCGGGGACACCCAGGGGGGGCUCUCCUCCCCGGUGUCUCUGCCCGCGGAGCUGACGGGACACAUGAACCCGGUGUCCUCUCUGGAUAACAUCCCGCCGCCCACCGCCGCGGCCGGAGCGCACCAAGGCGCGCCGCCGCCCAACCCGCCCGGCAACAACAACAACAACAACGCCGCGGCCAACAAUAACAACAACACCUCCUCUUCCUCCUCCUCUUCCUCGUCCAUGGACAAGCAGCAGAGCCAGCACAUCGAGUGCAUCGUGUGCGGGGACAAGUCCAGCGGCAAGCACUACGGACAGUUCACGUGCGAGGGAUGUAAGAGCUUCUUCAAACGCAGCGUCAGGAGGAACCUGUCCUACACCUGCCGGGCCAACAGGAACUGUCCCGUGGACCAGCACCACCGCAACCAGUGCCAGUACUGUCGCCUCAAGAAAUGCCUGAAAGUGGGCAUGAGGAGGGAAGCUGUCCAGAGGGGCAGACUUCCGACCCAGUCUUAUCACGGCCAGUUCGCUCUGACCAACGGAGACCCCCUGCAGUGUCAUUCCUACCUAUCGGGGUACAUCUCUCUCCUGCUGCGGGCCGAGCCCUACCCGACCUCCAGGUUCGGCUCCCAGUGCCUGCAGAGCAACAACAUCAUGGGCAUAGAGAACAUCUGCGAGCUGGCGGCCCGGAUGCUCUUCAGCGCCGUGGAGUGGGCGCGCAACAUCCCUUUCUUCCCGGACCUGCAGGUGACGGACCAGGUGGCCCUGCUCCGCCUCACGUGGAGCGAACUGUUCGUCCUAAACGCCGCCCAGUGCUCCAUGCCCGUGCACGUGGCGCCGCUGCUCGCCGCCGCGGGCCUCCACGCCUCGCCGAUGUCCGCGGACAGGGUGGUGGCCUUCAUGGACCACAUCCGGGUCUUCCAGGAGCAGGUUGAGAAGCUCAAGGUGCUACACGUGGACUCGGCGGAGUACAGCUGCAUCAAGGCCAUCGUUCUGUUCACCACAGAUGCUUGCGGCCUGUCGGACGUGGCGCACGUGGAAGGUCUGCAGGAGAAAUCCCAGUGUGCUUUAGAGGAGUACGUGAGGAGCCAGUAUCCCAACCAGCCCAACCGGUUUGGGAAGCUGCUGCUCCGCUUGCCUUCCCUCCGCACCGUCUCUUCCUCUGUCAUAGAGCAGCUCUUCUUCAUCCGUCUUGUGGGGAAAACGCCCAUUGAAACUCUGAUCAGGGACAUGCUGCUGUCCGGGAGCAGCUUCAACUGGCCGUACAUGCCUAUUCAAUAGAGGGAAAGGUCCCACACCUCAGAGCAAGUCACGUCAGUGCGCCGGGACAAGGGGAAGAAAACUGCCAGUGGAAUGAGAUAAUGACAGGUAUUUGAAAUGUAAGAAAAAUAUUGGAAUUGAUCCUUUUCUUAUCUUGUACAAACUGCCAUUUCCUUGAGGGGUUAUCUUUCUUUAUGCUGCACCGUGUCACUAUUUGUCUAGAAAGGUCCCUGAUAGGAAUGAACCUUUUAGCCGAUGCUGAACAAUUUGUCCCCGCGGAUUUUUUUUUUUUUUACGUGUUCGAGGUGAAACAAAAAUGGCAGACAUUUUUCCCGCAGCGUGGUGACCACUCACGGUCUUUGGUUCUGAGAUAACGAACGAUAUUUAUUGGACCCUCUGUGUAUAUUUAUCGUGCUUGUAAAUUAUGUUUUGACUCCUUUUUAAAAUGUUUUAUGUACUUUUGCCCUCGCCAGUGAGAAAACGGCAGGGAUCGUCUUGUGUUGAUCUGUUGUUUUUUUGUUGUUGUGAUUUUUUGUUUUCAUACCUUCCAGACACGGCACUUUGGACUUAAUGAACAUUUCAGAAAGAUUUAAAGCAAGCGUUAGAAACUCAAUGGCAACUGACUUUAAGCUACUUGCUCAACUGUGUACAGACGGAAUGGUGAGAUUAAUGCUCGGUUUGAGUUACUUUGGAGUCUUAUUCUGUCGGCAUCGUUGACGUACAAAGAAUGAAAAGAAAUAAGCAAAAACACAUUUGGUAAAUGCACUUCUCAUGAUCAGUGUUAGGCUGCGCCAAGUAAUGCAUUACGCCUUUCAUAGGUAAUAUCAUUACUUUCUUACAUUUGUAUCUCCAUGAAUAUUUUAAUUAAUAUUUCCUUGCUGAUUUAAUUAUCUCCUUAAUGUUUAAUGUUUUCUUAAUUUACCCUAAAAAAAAGCUGAAUUUGAGUUCUCUUUACAUUGGUCAAUGGUUUCUUUUGACUAGUAACUUGUUACAAGGAAAAUCAACAACAUUACUGGAUUAACGGUAAAUUCAUUCAUUACCAAACACUAAAUGAAGCUGAUUUAUUUAUGCUUCAUUGACAGUGUCAGAGAGGUUUUAAGAGCACUGGAUCAAUACUUCAUCCUGUCCAUGGGAGAAAAGAACUGCACACAACUGCAGCUCAUUUAAAAGAUCUAUUUAAUUACAAUUUGUGCAUAUAUGAGCCCAGGCCACUUAAAGGCACAAUAAACCACUACAGGGUAUUGCUGAACAGAAAGUGUGUGAAUGUGUGUGUGUGUGAGAGAGAGUGAGUGUUUGUAUUUGUAUUUGUAUUUUCUUCUUUGACAACCACUCUGAUGUACUGUGAAAGCAUAUUGGUUAACAUAUUGGUACCGUAUUAAAUUAUAACUCAAGAUUUAUAAAUAAAGUGUAUUUGGUUUA